This is a messenger RNA of Adineta steineri, 1380 nucleotides long. The record is from the annotation of a GenBank genome assembly. Lineage: Eukaryota; Metazoa; Rotifera; Eurotatoria; Adinetida; Adinetidae.
AUGAGACGAAAGAGAUCCAAGAAUUCUAUUAUUAUUAUUAUUACAGUUGCCGUUAUAUGUUUGGAGUAUAUUUCACAAUAUUAUAGUACACAAGGACAAACGGGAGUUCAAUUAGGACAUCUUCAUAAUUAUGAUCAACUAUUGAAGAGUAAUGGAGUAUUGGAUACUUAUUUUCGAAGAAUCGAACAGUUUUUGAAGAAAACAAAUGUUUCUUAUUUCUCUUAUGAACAAAUGAAAACAGCUGAUGAGAAUUUGCUGCGAGAAGUGAAGAAAAAAGUUGCUCAUCUUCGUGAAGUUCAACAUGAGGAAUUAUUGAAUAUAAAAAAUGGACAAGAAAUACAACAUGGAUGUCAACAAUCAUGCUGUUGGUCUCAAAGGAAGAUGUUUAGUUUCUACAAUGGAGAAAAAAAUCGUUUUCCGACAGUUCUCGAUCGAUUAAGUAAUAUAGAUUUUAAAUUAUUAGCAGAUUUAUAUUAUGGAAAAUACAUAAUACCUGAUGGGAUUAAGUUAUCUAGAUUAACCGAUGAUAUUUUACCAUGUUUACAAAAUAAUACAAUCAUUUUUGUUGAUACAAAGGAUUUGAGACGGUUUUUUAGACUUUUUCACAAUAAAAUAUCUGUUAAUUAUAUUUUAAUCUCGGGUGAUUCAGAUGUUUCGUGUCCUGUUAAUUUAAUUGGUACUCAUUCUCGUUUACUUGAUCAAAUCUUUGAUGGAGAAACUCAUAUUUUACAUUGGUUUGCCAUGAACUGCGAUUUAGGAACUAAUGAACAAUGGAAAAAAUCAAAAAUCUUCUCUUGUCUUCCACAAGGUAUUGAUCAAUGGUGGAGUCAACGUUAUUAUAUGCAGUUAGCACAAGGAAGGGAUGAUUCAAUUUAUAAUAAAUUUCUAAAAACAAAUGAUUACUGGAUUUUAACUUCAUUCGAUAUCGAUCAUGGAACAAACUAUCGUAAAUCUUUGUGGAAUUUAUCUUGUAAUGGUCGUUUAAAAAAUAUUUCGAAAUGUUUUUAUCAAUUACAUUCAAUUGAUGUGUGGAGAUAUCAUAUCCAUGUAGCUCGAAGUAAAUUUGUUUUUUCGCCACCUGGCUAUGGAAUUGAUUGCUAUCGGACAUGGGAAGCUCUUUAUCUUGGUUCAAUUCCUAUUAUUAUUAAUUCACCAAUAAAUUCAAUUUUCGAUAAACUUCCAGUCUUAAUUGUAAAUAAUUAUGAAGAGAUUAAUUUACAAUUAUUAAAAUCUACUUAUGAAAACAUGACACGACAAACUUAUGAUUAUACGCGAUUGUAUAAAGGAUAUUGGCAAAGGCAAAUAAACUUAUUUCGAAAUUCUUCAGAAAUGAUUCAAUAUCAUUAUACAGUCGAAGCCGCUUAUAAGAGCUCCGGAUAA